Panicum virgatum (switchgrass) is the source of this 1752-nucleotide messenger RNA. RefSeq lists its product as uncharacterized. Bases 1064 to 1432 code for a protein of 122 amino acids. Lineage: Eukaryota; Viridiplantae; Streptophyta; Magnoliopsida; Poales; Poaceae. Gene Ontology annotation, cellular component: mitochondrial membrane. The transcript has 3 exons. The record is from RefSeq and is a predicted model, not a curated record.
AGGAAAAGAAAACCCAAAGAAGGCCCGGAUCUCCUCCUCGUGAGCGGCCCCCAUCUUGACUCCUCGCGUGAGCCCGUGGUCCGUGGUGGCGCACCGGAUCUGGUGAAUCGCAGACGAGGCGGAGUGGCAGGCUACAGGCGGGUGGCGGCGCUGGCACCGGCGCGGUGAGCAGCUCCGGCGCAAGCGGGCGCAGCCAAAUCGAGGAGAGGGGGCAGCGGCAUGGUGGCGCGGGCGCCGGCUAGGGCUAGGGACAGUUGCUCCAGCGCAGUGCGCGCGCGGCAGGCUGCUGAGGCAGCCAGAGCCAGCAGGUUAUUCCAAUCCCCCAUCCGGGUAGUGCUAGUGGCAAGUGACAACGCUUUUCAGCAAGUUAUACCUCUAACAUUUCAGAAUCUGUUUUUGUGGAACUUUGAUGCUUUCUGCAGAAGCAGCUCAGAGAUAAUUUCAUACAGUGUGAUAUACAAUACUUUUCUCAUGAAUUUCUUAAACUAUUAAGGAUUGAUGCACAUCUUUGCACUGGUAGAUGUUAGGUAUUAGUAUUGUCUAUAAUUUUGUCUACGUCGUAGCGAAUUCCCAAUAGGUCAGCAUUUUCUGGUAGACAGCUUAAAAAUGACUCAGGAACUACACAUGCCAGCAGAAAAUCCAAUGUACAAAUUUGCUUGGCUCAUUCUAUUUCUAAAUCUGAGCUGCUUUACAUUUCAGAGUUAUUGAAUUAUUGCCGUGAAUUUGGAAUGAGAAUGUGACAAUUCCUGUUUUGUGUUUAUGACACUAACUCUUUUCCUCCUAUCCUGUUAUGAUGUUCUUCUCAGGUCUAAAAGAUAAAAUAUAAGCAUAUAAGCUGGUGCUUGUUCCUGCUUGUAAGUGCUAAGUUUCAGUAUGCAAUUUUUUUUGUUUAAGUGAUAUUAGCUAGCUUCUAUGUUGUAGUAUAUGACAGUAUGAAUGCAUGUGGAGUUCUCUACAACAGGGAAGCUUACUAUGCAACAAGAUGGUCCUCCUGUAACUAUCCAGUAAAUCAUUUUUGUUGGCUCCCUUUGAUUGACUUCCUUCUUUACAGUCAGAGCUGAUCAUGAAUACUACUCAGAAAGUUGAUCCAGUGGAACCAUCUGCUAAGGUUUUCAAACAAGCAUCACAGUUCAAAAGAUGGGGGCGAAAACAUCCUUUUGUUCGAUAUGGGUUACCACUCAUUUCCUUGACAGUGUUUGGUGCAGUUGGGCUGGCGCAUCUUAUACAGGGCAGCAAAGAAGUAACAAAGGAAAAGGAGGAUAUCGAAUGGGAGGUGGUAGAAACAACAAAAGCUUUAAGCCGAACAGGGCCAGUGGAAGGGGCCUAUAAACCAAAGAAACUCUCUCUAGAGGAUGAACUGAAGGCUCUGCAGCAAAAGGUUGACAUAAACAGCUACGACUACAAGCCGAUUCCAAGACCCAAUGAAAAAUAAGUGAAGUAUAGCAUAGCAUCAUUUACCAGCACCAGGAAUUCAGGAGUGGAAGUUUUCUUGAUAGUUUCUUCGUGUUGUUGUUUCAAAAGUUCCGUACGAUUGUAUGGUGCGGACCAAAAGUAUGAGAUUAGAAGAGAAUGCUCCAGCACUGUGUCACCAGAACUUAUCUUUCUGCUCCAUUAGCCACCAGUUGUAGUCUGGUAGAGAAUUACGGCGAUCAUACGAGUGAAUAAGUUGUCAACAGACAUGCAAGUGAAAUAUCACACUUCGUGUAUGAGUUUCUUCUUGGAAGAUAUUUUGAACUCUUCUGUUUGGAUUUA